AAUAACCAUAACCCAAAGCCUCACCGGGCCAAAGCAUUAUGUCCGGCGCAUCGUGUGCAGUUAUAUUGAGGGACGUCCAUACAUGAAUGCAUGUAUAAAUCGUGUUGCCAUACGUACGAUUUGUCGAUCUGACUCAAGACUGAAUAUACGUUCGACUGACUCACUGCAUCCCAAUGGCUCCUCAAAUUGUUCUUAUGACCGGAUGUUCAGCAGGCAUCGGUCUGGCGACAGCCAAACGUCUUGCUCUGGACAUAGAUCAGCGUUACAUCGUCAUAGCCUCCGUCAUCGCCAUGUCGGAAAAGGCGAAUCUCGUGGCCGCCGUAGGGGGCUCCCUGAAUAAAACAAUUUUUAUCAGGGAGUUGGAUGUUACAAACGAUACCAACAUUUCCGACGUAGUUCGUGACGUCAUCAGAGAACACGGCAGGAUUGAUAUAUUAAUUAGUGUUGCUGGAGUCGGAUUCGUUGAAAUUCCCGAAAGGGUCACGCGGGAGCAGAUCGACAAAAUUUUCAGCGUUAAUACUAUUGGACCAAUAAGGCUAGCUCAGGCGGUCUUGCCUCACAUGAAAAAGAGAAAAGCGGGUAGAAUUGUCAUUGUAUCGAGUGACAUGUCUAGGCAAGCUUGGCCAUACUUCGAUCUUUACUGCGCAACAAAGUUCGGUGUUGAGGGGUUUUUCGAAGCUCUGGCAUCCAGCGUGAGAGCUUUUAACAUUAGGGUGUGUCUAGUGGAGCCAGGCCCGAUCACUACCGGGCUUUUGGAUAGUCUACAAAAUGACUUGCAGAAACUGAUAAACGACAAAACGGUAGAUGACAUCGAACUCCGCCAGCUUCUUGGCCUGAAUCGAGACUUGUCUGACAUGGAGAGAACCCGCAGCGCGGAAGAUGUCGCAGCGGACUUGACCACGCGAUGUUUAGACGUCGACGAACCAGUACUUCGACAUCUACUUCUUGAUGAUAAAUUCAUGAGUGCUACCCGAGAAGCGUUGGCGGACCUUACAGGAGAGAGUACGGUUACAUUCAUGCGCAAUCAACUUGGACAUUGA
This is a messenger RNA of Lytechinus variegatus (green sea urchin), 1040 nucleotides long. Its product is annotated as retinol dehydrogenase 8-like. Gene Ontology annotation, molecular function: oxidoreductase activity. The record is from RefSeq and is a predicted model, not a curated record. Bases 174 to 1040 code for a protein of 288 amino acids. Lineage: Eukaryota; Metazoa; Echinodermata; Echinoidea; Temnopleuroida; Toxopneustidae. The transcript is spliced from 5 exons.